AGCUUUAAAGGCUCAAACAGUAAAAGUGAACUGCAAAGCAUGAAAGGCAAAUAGAUUCUCUAGAGAACACAGAAAUAGAGAUCUAACAACAAUGGCAUGAGAGGAAAAAGCAAAGCAAGCAUAGUGAUGUUUCAGUAUCUUCCAAACAAAAUCAAACCCAGUUUUGAUAUUUGUUUUUUAUAUUUUACUUGGUAGUUUGUAGACUAAUUUGAAGGCAGAGUUUACUUUAUGAACAUGAUCGACUUGGGGUUCUUUUAACCAGGUUUUGGCUCACUGGUAUAGUUAGUGUGCAUCAUUGGUUCAAGUCAUGGAGACUUUGUCACACUCGGAUUCUAGGCGGAUGUACUCAUGGUGGUGGGAUAGCCACAUAAGCCCUAAAAACUCGAAAUGGCUUCAAGAGAAUCUUGCAGAUAUGGAUGUCAAAGUCAAAUCAAUGAUCAAGCUCAUUGAAGAAGAUGCUGAUUCCUUUGCCAAGAGGGCAGAGAUGUACUAUAAGAAGCGUCCAGAGCUUAUGAAAUUAGUUGAAGAGUUCUACCGAGCAUAUCGUGCAUUGGCUGAAAGAUAUGAUCAUGCAAAUGGGGUGCUCCAUCAGGCCCACCGGACUAUGGCAGAAGCAUUUCCAAAUGAAGUUCCCUUGGUACUUGUUGAUGAUGCACCUGCAAAUUCUGCUUCUGAGGUUGAUCUCCAUACACCUGAGAUGUCACCAUUUUUUGAGCUUGUCGAAUUACAAAAUGAUGCUUCAGGACUCUCUUCAUCUCCUUUCUAUGCUGUCAAGAGGAACGGGGUAUUCACAGAUGAGUCAGAUUCCGUAACAAAUAGAAAAGCCUUGAAACAACUCAAUGAUUCGUUCGAGUCUGGAGACCAUGCAAAAUCUGCAGAUGGAAGGGUAAUAAAGUUCCUAAAUUUUCAUGAUGCAGGGGAGAUGGAACAAAGUAUGCAAAGCAAUGAUAACAACAUUCAGCCUCGAGUUUUCUCUGCAUCUGAGUGGGUGGGUAAAUCCGAGAAGGAAAUUCUAAUCUUUAAAGAAACCCAUGCCAAAUUAGAAGCUGAAAAGGAAGCUGACCUAGUUCACUACCAACAGAGUUUGGAGAGAUUAUCCGAGCUGGAGUCAGAAGUCUCUCGUGCACAUGAGGGUUCCAGAGGACUUACUGAACGGGCAAGCAAAGCUGAAGAAGAAGUUGAAAAUUUGAAGGAAGCCAUAACCAAAUUAGAAGCUGAGAAGGAAGCUAACCUUCUUCAAUUCCAGCAUUGCUUGGAGAGGAUAUCCAAUUUAGAAAAGGUUCUCUCUCAUGCCAAUAAGGAUGUUGGGGAACUUAAUGAGCGAGCUAGUAAAGCUGAAACUGAAGUCCAAGCCCUAAAACAAGACCUUGCCACAAAAGAAUCUGAAAAGAAUGCUGUUCUUAAUCACAAUAAACAGUCUUCAGAGAUGAUUUUGAAUCUGAAGAACAAAUUACUACAUGCUGAAGAUGGUGUCAGAAAGAUUACUGAGCAAGCUGAUAAAGCCGAAAGUGAAGUCAAAACUCUGAAGCAAGCUCUUGCAGUAUUAACUAAGGAGAAGGAAGCUGCAGGUCUUCAGUACCAGCAGUGCUUGGAGACUAUUUCUAAGCUAGAGGAAAAAGUCUUUUGUGCCCAAAAAGAAGCCCAAAGGCUUAAUGGUGAGAUAGAUAAUGGAGCUGCAAAGUUAAAGGGUGCUGAAGCAGAGUGUCUUCUGCUGGAUAGAUCAAAUCAGUCUCUUAAAUGCGAGUUGGAAUCUCUGACAAUGAAGGUGGGUGCUCAAACUCAGGAACUUUCAGAUAAGCAGAAGGAAUUGGGGAGACUUUGGACGUGUGUACAAGAAGAGCGCUUGCGAUAUCUGGAGGCUGAAACUGCUUUCCAAACUUUGCAGCAUUUGCACUCUCAAGCUCAGGAGGAACUGACAUCUCUGGCUUUGGAGCUACAGAACAGGGCACAAAUUUUAAGGGACAUGGAAACUAGCAAUUUGAGAUUGCAAAAUGAAGUCCUGAAGGUGGAGGAGGAGAACAAGAGCCUUAAUGUGCUCAACUUAUCUGCAGCUGUGUCAACAAAAGAUAUGCAAGAUGAAAUCUUUAGUUUAAGGAAGACAAAAGGGAAAUUAGAAGAAGAGGUUGAACUCCGGGUGGACGAAAGAAAUGCUCUUCAGCAAGAACUUUACUGUCUGAAAGAAGAGCUGAAUGGCUUAAACAAGAAGCACCAGACUGUGUUGGAGCAUGUAGAUGAUAAAGCCAUGGAUUCUGAAUUUGAAAUCUUUGUCUUGCAGAGAUUUGUGCAAGAUAUGGAAGAAAAGAACUUCUCUCUGCUGAUUGAGUGUCAGAAACUCUUGGAGGCAUCCAAAAUGUCAAGAAAACUGAUUUCUGAACUAGAGCUUGAGAAUCUCGAAAAAAGGAUUGAAGUAGAAUCCUUGUUUGAUCAAACCAAUAAAUUGAGGAAGGGGAUGUAUCAGAUGUUGAAGGCUCUCGACAUUGAUCUAGACCGUGGGUGUGAAGAUAAGGUUGAGCAAGACCAAAAAUAUCUACACUAUAUGAUAUGCAAACUUGAAGAUACAAAGAAUUCUGUCUGUAUAACUCAGGAUGAAAAUCAACAGCUUGCGGUUGAGAUGUCAGUUCUUGUCACACUUCUUGGGCAACUGAGAGUAGAUGCGGAAAAUAUUCAGUUGGAAAGAAACGUUCUUAACCAGGAGUUAAGUAUCAAGACUGAGCAGUUACCACUUUUUCAGAGUGAGUCCCAUAAACUUCUUGGGAUGAGUGAAGAUUUCAGAUUAAAAGUGAGGGAGGGAGACCAAAAGGAGGAGGCACUAACAACACAGAUAGAGAAUCUACAUAGGAAAUUGUUGGAUAUGCAGGUAGUUCACGAGACUUCACAAAAAGAACAUUCAAAGGUGCUUGAAGAAAAAAGAUCCUUGAUGAAGGAGUUCUUGAACUUGGAGGAAAAGAAUCACACCUUAGAAGAGGAGAACUGUUCAAUCUUAAGUGAAACAUUUUCUCUGAAUAACCUCUUUCUGAUUUUCGAGAACUUGGUUGAUAAGAAAUCUGUGGAACUGACAGAGGUUGGCAAAGUUCUAGACAAACUUCAAGGUGUCAAUGGUUCCCUUGAGAAGUUGAGAACCAUGGGAGGAAGGUUAGAAGAGGUGCAAAUGGAAAAUUCUCAUCUGAAGGAGACACUGCAGAAGUCAGAGGAUGAGCUAAAAUUGGUUGCAUUUGCUUGUGAUCAGUUGACUUAUGAAAUUGAAAAUGGGAAGGAUCUGCUGCAUCAGAAGGAAAAAGAACUUUCAGAAUCAGAACAGAAGUUCCGUGUCGUAAAGAAUGAGUUGUUACAAAUGCAUAAAGUAGUGGAGGAUCUGAAGAGUGAAUAUAUUGGGGUUAAGAUGAUAAGAGAAGACCAAGAAAAGCAAAUUUUCAAACUGUCUGAAGAGAACAAUCAUUUGAGCAAGGAGAAUUUGUACCUUUAUGGAGCAUAUCAGACAAUGGAGGUUGAACUGCACCAAUUGCGCGAAGAAAAUGAAAAAAGUAAACAAAGAGAGGAAAGUUUGUGCUCUGAACUGCAAAAGGAAAAAAAUGAGAUUAUCCUGUGGGAGACAAAGUGUGUAGCAUUCUAUAGUGAACUGCAGUACUCCACUCUAUGUCAAGUUGUGUUCAAAGACAAGGUUCAUGAGCUUACUGAAGCAUAUGAGAGCCUUAACAAUCAAAGCAUUUCCAAAGAUAUGGAUAUUGAACUGCUGAAAGAAAGGGUUAGUGCUUUGGAAGGUGAAAAUGGAGGACUCAAAGCUCAGUUGGCAGCAUAUGUCCCAGCCGUCACUUCUUUGAGGAGUUGCAUAUCAUCCCUGGAGUAUCGUUUGCAUGCAAAGCUACAAAAAACUGACAAUGCAGAAGCAAAGGAUGCUGAAUUGCUGAGUUAUCUACAUGUUGAAAGCUGUCUGGAUGAAGAUCAAACUGUUGCAUUGCCAGAUACAUUUUCAGACUUCCAGUAUUUGCAAAAUAGAGUAAAAGUCAUCGAAUUGGCAGUAAUUGAGAUGGAGAAGCUUGCAAUGCAGGACAACUUGAAUGUAAAUGCCAGACGAAAAUCCAGAAGUAGCUCACGACGAGAAAAUGCUAAAUCACUGUUUAAAAUCUCGGAAGCACAGAAUGGACUUGUGACGAAAGACAUUCUGCUUGAUCAAAUAUCUGAAUAUCCGUCCUAUGGGCUGAGCAGGACAGAACUUUUUGAGGCUGAUAAUCAGAUGCUUGAAUUAUGGGAAACUGCCAAUACUGGUGGUAGCAUCGAUCUUACUGUUAGCCAGGCAAAGAAGGUAGUAAGUCCACCUACUGAGAAUGAUAUCGAGUACCAUCAGCUUGAAUCGGUAAGGGGAAAGAGUGCAUAUCCCACUUCAGAAAUGCUGGUCGAAGAAGAGAUGAGUGUGGACAAAUUAGAGAUAUCUCCGAGAUCCACAGAGCCCCAUAAGAAAGGCAACAAGAGGAAAAUCUUGGAAAAACUUCAUUCUGAUUUCCAGAAAUUGAUAAACCUUCAAAUUACCGUGCAAGAUUUGAAGAGGAACAUGGAGAUUUCUGAGAAAAGCAAAAAGGGAAAAGUUGUUGAAUGUGAUGAUGUGAAGGGGCAGCUGGUAGAAGCUGAGGAGGCCAUCCUGAAGUUGUUUGAUCUCAAUGGUAAGUUGAUGAAGACUAUUGAAGAUGGUACCAUGUCCUCUGAUGGGAAAUCCGAAAUGGAGUCAGAAGUGAGUGGGAGUAUUAUUAGAAGAAAGAGAAUUCUGCAACAGGCACGAAGAGCAUCAGAGAAAAUCGGACGUUUGCAGUUGGAGUUACAGAAAAUACAGUUUGUCUUGCUGCGAGUUGAUGACGAAAAAGAAAGCAGAGGAAGAACUAGAAUUCCAGAAAUAAAAAGACGAAUUGUCCUACGAGACUAUCUCUACAGUGCAACAGCAAGAAGUAGCUACAGGCGAAAGAAAGCACCAUUCUGUGGAUGCGUCCAGCCUCCAACAAAGUGAAACUACGAUAUUAGUGAAAGUUCGUCAUUGUGUAUAAUAUUUUCCUUCCUAUAGACACUCAUGGACUUGCAUGUAUUCCCUUGGAUCAACUAGAAGAAGAGUAAAUUGUCUUCUUUAGUUUAGAGGAACGGUUGUACAUGUCAAGCCCCAUCUAGUCUAAAGACGCUCCUCCCAGUAGGAGCUCUUUUUUCCUUUAGUUUUCACCUUUUAAUAAUUCAAAUGUCACUGAGAAGAAAACUAUUUCUCUAUGCUUAAUCAGUUUUUUUCUUCCUUGCUGACAAA
Messenger RNA from Cornus florida, 5275 nucleotides. Its product is annotated as protein NETWORKED 1D-like. The transcript is spliced from 5 exons. The coding region runs from base 308 to 4993 and encodes 1561 amino acids. The record is from RefSeq and is a predicted model, not a curated record. Gene Ontology annotation, molecular function: actin filament binding. Gene Ontology annotation, cellular component: plasma membrane. NCBI's taxonomy places the organism in Eukaryota, Viridiplantae, Streptophyta, Magnoliopsida, Cornales, Cornaceae.